AUGAAAUUAUGGGCUUACAAAUGCACCUCCACGCCCUUGAUGCAAGAUUAUUUUCCCAACCUACGGCUGCUAUUCCAGCAGGCACUUUAUUCAAGCAAAAUUUGUGGCGUAUCAAUGUCAUCCUCCUCGAAACAAUUAUUCAAGCAAGGCUCGGAGAUCAAGGUGAUUCAAAGGCAAGUUGUAGCAACAACGCUCAUUCAUCGGUCAUUGUAUGAUACUUAUCUACGCGUCACCUUAGCAAUGCCGAUUAUGGUGAAUGAUUCGUCCGAAAUCUACCGUAUGUCUCAUUCUCGUACUUCCAAGUUUUUCCCACAUCCCCGUGCUGUCGACUUCUUCAAGGAUAUUCACAAGAGCUUUAUCAAAGCGUCAUGGUCUCAUGGAUCCAGCAUUUCUCGAUACGAUGCCAGCAGUUCAUGUGCCCUGUCCAGAUUUUUAACGAAUGGCGUCGAUUACUUUGUCAACCUAGUUCAUGAAAAUCGUUCGAAUCUCAUUGGCGAAUUCCUCCUUCGUCCUGCUUGCGAUCUGCCAGAUUUAUCCGAAAGCGCCCUCCACGAUGACCUUUCCUCACAAUCAAGACGCCCGUUGACAGCACGUUUGAACAUCUACGAAGACAUGAGAAAUCAAGUUACCGACGAAACUGUGCAAGGGCAGCGAGCUGUUGAUUUCUUUGUGAUUGUCGAUCGAUCCAAGGAUAGUUGGUCCAGGGAGUCACUGAGACUCGCAUCAGUUAGGAUUUCAUUUAUGUUCUGCAAAACUGGUGCAAGAUAUAUUGAGUUGGGUGCCAAAUCGGUUAUCUGACAAGUAGGGAAUUGGAACACUUGGC
Molecule: messenger RNA, 823 nt
Organism: Radiomyces spectabilis
Lineage: Eukaryota; Fungi; Mucoromycota; Mucoromycetes; Mucorales; Radiomycetaceae
Exons: 9
Coding region: 1-798 (265 amino acids)
Source: RefSeq, a predicted model, not a curated record